This is a messenger RNA of Miscanthus lutarioriparius, 1029 nucleotides long. Lineage: Eukaryota; Viridiplantae; Streptophyta; Magnoliopsida; Poales; Poaceae. The record is from the annotation of a GenBank genome assembly.
AUGCGUUUUGCAAGCUUGACGUACAAUGCCAGCAGCAUGAUUGGCCACAAGCUCGAGGGCCCGUUGCCAGCCCACAUUGUGAAGGUUCUGGAUCUUGUAGUACAUUUGAAUCAUGCUAGACCGAUGUCAACAGCAGCACCGGCGGCGGCACCGUCAAAGGUGCCCGUUGGAGCCCGGAAGGUUGGUCUGAAGGUUGUCAUGAUGAGUCCUGGUUUUGUAUAUGAGCCGUACAGCCCACGGGAACGCAUUCCCUUCUGGAAAAGAUGGUUUACACUAAGUGGCUGGAGAAGGACAAAGGAGGACAUCAUUUUGGAGAUGAAGAACGCAUAUGCUGUUUCAAGGCUGAGGAAGAAAACUGGGUAUACCAAAAAGCAAUUCUAUGACCAAGCAUUAAAAAUAUACAAGGAGGUUAACACUCUGAUGGCACAUGGAGACACAUCAUCGCUCCGGAAAAUUCUGACCGAGAGGAUGCAUUCUACUAUAAAAAAUGAACUAAAGAGAAGACAUUCCAUGUGGAAUUCUGUACACUGGGAACUGGUGGAGCCUGCUGUUAGUAUCAGAACUUUGAGGGCUCGCAUGAUUGGCCUCGAUAAGAAUGACCUCGAUAAAGCUUUUAUACAGCUUACACUUGAGUUUGUUACAAAACAGAAAUUUGAAGCCUAUAAUUCAAAGGGUGCAGUUGUGUCUGGAGACAAGUCAAAGGAGGUACUUGUGAAAGACAUUUGGGUGUUUGAGAGAAAAUACAGGUUUUCUGUUUAUGCUUUUGUUAGAGAACUAGCUUUUGGAGGGCAUAUUGACCCCAUUUGGAAGAGUUUGCAUAUCAUCAUCACCAUCAUCAUCAGGUUUCAGAAUUCAGAAAUAUACUGCCCAAUGUGUGCGACAAGGAAAAGCUGGAGCUCUUUCGUCCAUGGCAUUCUGCUCAUGCUAUUCGUACGCCGAUCUUCUCCUGCAUUGGCGUGUGACCUGGUUGACACUAUUCUGAACAUUCAUCCUGUCCUGCUGAACGCCCGGGCUUCGCUCAGCGACUGA